Lobosporangium transversale is the source of this 1414-nucleotide messenger RNA. RefSeq lists its product as hypothetical. The record is from RefSeq and is a predicted model, not a curated record. Lineage: Eukaryota; Fungi; Mortierellomycota; Mortierellomycetes; Mortierellales; Mortierellaceae. The transcript has 2 exons. The coding region runs from base 295 to 1116 and encodes 273 amino acids.
CGCAUAAUUAUCGUAAUCAGCAAAGAGGCAUCCGAGCGCAGUCGCGCAUAUCAUUAUCAAUCCAUUUAGUUUAUGGAAGGGAUAUUGGCGUUCGAUUAAUGAUCGAAUGAGAUUUUGGUUGUUUGGUUGAAGGAUAAUUGCAAUUUUCUCUCUCUCUCUCUCUCUCUCUCUCCCCCUCCCCCCCAGUCUCCCUUCACUUUUUAAUUAUUACGCAUAAUGAUAUUGCGACAACGGGAAGAGAGUGUGGGCUUUGAGUGACAGGAGAGACAGCAGGGGAUGCGCACUUGCCUUUGAAUGAGCGAUCAUAUGCAGUCGCCUGUCUCAAACAACCACAGUCCGCGUACUCCAAGUGGACCCUUUCACACUAUGGGCGCCAACGGAGCCGACUUCACGCCCGCAGGCUUCAACGGCAACCAUGUCCGUACAAAGACAGAGUCAGAUCUUGUAGGAUCAUCACUGGAUGUCUUUUCAAAGCCAUAUCAUCAUCAGCAAACCCAUCACCACAUGCAUUCGCAACAGGGAUACCAUGGUAUGACCCACUUUGGCGGACCACAGCACCAUCACAACUCACAUGCUUAUAGUCCUCAGCAUGCGACCUUUCCUCCCAAUUUUUCGUAUGGCUCUGUCCCAAACAGCAACGGUAGCUCGGUCACUAACCCUCAAGACCAGAGCUCGACCACGCCCCCACCUAUCCGGUAUCUGUCUCGAGGUCAACAGCAACAGCAACCUUUCAUGUCGUACCCCUCCACUACUCAGGGUCAGUCACCACAAUCCUCACAAACGUCUCAACAGCAACGCCAUAGCAUCUCACCUGGGCAGUACGGCGCAGGCUCGCCUGCCAUGAUGAUGCCAAACUCCGGUAGCAACGGUCACAUUCAAACACAUGAUUUUAAUCUCCAGAUGGGUUACCAUUCGCCUGUGACAACGAGCCCCAGCACAUUUAAUGGUCUUUCUGGUGGUUCUCCUCAAUCAAGCCAUCCUCAGCCAUCACAUCAUCAUCAUACUUCUCUUCCACCUACGACACAAGGGUGGAGCGACUUUGGUUAUUCUUCUUAUCCCACAGGUCCCAUCUCUGACCAUCAUGAGCAGCACAAUCACGGUAGCGCAUCGCCUUAAGUGACAAUUGGGUUUGAUGAGAGCAUCAGAUGAAGUCGAUGAAAAGGCCAAUGGUAGAACGGGACACGUGCAUAUGAGCGUUUUUGUGGAUAGACUUUUUUUUUAUUUUCCUUCUCUUAGGAAUCGAAAUGUAUUAGUUUGUCUUUUUGUUUGCUAUUUCUUUAUUAUCAUAGAUCCCUUGAGCUUUUCUGUCAACAGAAAGAACAAGGAGCAAGUGUUUUUCAUUAUCAUCAUUUUCUUUUAUUUUUUUUUUUUUUUCUUUUCUUUUCGUUUAUAGUUGUUUUCUUCACGCUUUGAG